GCAGCAACCUCGUUCGAGGAGAAACCCGAAGACGACGGAUCACUCAGAGCUCGACCACCGUGCCGCGCAUAACUGCUUCCUGUUUCUUCUCAUAUUUUCUUACUCGUGUUGUUAUUGUUAUUGUUGUUAUUGUUAUUGUUAUUGUUGUUAUUGUUGUUAUUGCAUUUUUUCGCGUCUACCUUUUAAAAUCCAGUUCUGUUUUUUUUUAUUUCUUCUUGCUUUUUAAACGAAAUUUCAAUCUAACAACAUUCAACAUUUCAUUCAUUGAUUUAUUUUCACACGACGUUAGAAUUCUUGUAAUAAACGUGUAUAUCGAUAUACAUUUUAAUUUAUUUUUAUUUUAUUUUAUUUUUUUUUGAGUGUUUUGUGAACUAUGAUACUUCAUCAAGGAUAUCGAAAUAUUUAGGAAUCAUCAAAUCAACCCCCCAUCGAGAGUAAAAGUUUAGACGAUUACUAAACGGGAUCAUCGUGGAAUUGUUCCUAGGAUUUUAAUUAUUCUAAACAUGUCGAAGUCGGGAAGCAUCAAAGAUGCCGAAAAGGGUCCAUACGAUCCUGUACCAACCAAUAAUGAGACCGGAGGGGAUGAAAUUAAACUCGAAGCAAAAAUGUCACUUCUCAAUGGUGUCACCGUGAUCGUUGGUUCAAUCAUUGGUUCUGGCAUAUUUGUCAGUCCAACUGGUGUAUUAAAACAUACCGGAAGUGUCAAUGCUAGCCUUCUGGUAUGGACUGCUUCAGGAAUCUUUUCUAUGAUAGGUGCCUACUGUUAUGCCGAAUUAGGUUGCAUGAUCAGAAAAUCUGGAGCUGAUUAUGCAUAUAUUAUGACAACGUUUGGACCAUUCAUGGCAUUUGUCAGACUAUGGAUUGAAUGUAUGAUAGUACGUCCUUGCAGUCAAGCUAUCGUUGCAUUGACCUUCAGCAUUUACGUUUUGAAACCUUUCUUUCCUGACUGUACACCACCAGAAGAUGCUACAAGAUUACUUGCAGCUUGCUGUAUAUGUAUAUUGGCGUUUAUUAAUUGCUGGGACGUUAAUUGGGCAACAAAAGUUCAAGACAUCUUUACAUAUGCUAAACUUCUCGCACUUUUUAUCAUAAUCUGUACAGGAGCCUAUCAACUGUUCACCGGACACACGGAACACUUUACAUUCGAUAAUACUAAAACGGAGAUAACAUCAAUUGCACUGAGCUUUUAUUCAGGAUUAUUUGCAUACAAUGGUUGGAAUUAUUUAAACUUUAUCAUCGAAGAAUUGAAAGAUCCGAUCAGAAAUUUACCAAAAGCUAUUGCAAUUUCUUGCACCUUGGUUACCAUUGUCUACGUUUUAACAAACAUGGCGUUUUAUACCACGUUGAGUCCUGUCGAAGUUUUGGGCAGUGGUGCUGUUGCUGUUACGUUUGCCAAUCAUUUGUUCGGAGUAAUGGCAUGGACAAUACCAGUGUUCGUAGCAUUGUCAACAUUUGGUGCAGUUAAUGGAAUUCUAUUGACGUCUUCUCGACUUUUUUAUGCUGGUGCAUGCGAGGGACAAAUGCCAGAAAUACUUACGAUGAUACAAGUUUCGAGAUUGACACCAACGCCAGCUGUUAUUUGUAUGGCACUAUUGUCAAUGUUAUACUUGUGCUCUUCCGACAUCUUUGCAUUGAUCAACUACGUCGGCUUUGCCACUUGGUUAAGCAUAGGAGUAUCUGUAUUAUGUCUACCAUGGUUAAGAUGGGCCCAACCAAAUUUGCCAAGACCAAUUAAAGUUAAUCUUGCAUUUCCAAUUGUUUACAUUAUUGCCACACUAUUCGUCACGGUUGUUCCAAUGUAUAUUACACCUUUAGAAACAGGAUAUGGUUGUUUGAUGAUUUCAUCAUCGGUGCCAGUGUACUUUGGAUUUAUUUCGUGGAAGAACAAACCGAAAUUUUUCGUCAAAGCUGUCGUAGGCACCACUAAAUUCCUACAGAAGAUAAUGGUGGUCGUUGGGAAGUCAAAACCAGCUCAGGUCUAAUUGCCUCGCUUUUCGUUACAAAGAAAAAAGAAAAAAUAAAAGAAGAAGAUGAAGAUGAAGAUGAAGAUGAAGAUGAAGAUGAAGAUGAAGAUGAAGAAGAUGGAACGAAGAGAAGAAAAGAGAAGACACAAGAGAAGAAAGGGGUUAGGAAUUAAAAGUGUCCUAGGACAAGAGGCAGCCAUAUUGAAGUAGGACACUAUUCAAAUCCAAUCCCUUAAAUUCUUGUCUUCCUUUCAUUUCCUCAUCCCAUUUAACACAUUCAUCAUUAUUCUCAUUUUAUUUGAUUAUUUUUAACUCAUUUUUUUUUUUUUUUUUACAAGACAUAAUACACACCCAUUUCGCAUUUUAAGAAAAACCAUCAAUAUUGUAGGUUAGGUUAUAAUUAUUUUUUAUUUUUUAAUAACAUUCCAACGAAUGUUCUUUAACUUUUACUUUUAUUUUUUUAUCCGUUUUAUUCGACAAGAUUUCGAUUAGAAAGGAAAAGAAUAUAAACCUUGGCCUAAAAAAGAAACAAAACAAAAACAAAAAACAAAAAAAAAAUGCCAG
Messenger RNA from Polistes dominula (European paper wasp), 2528 nucleotides. RefSeq names its product Y+L amino acid transporter 2. Gene Ontology annotation, cellular component: membrane. The record is from RefSeq and is a predicted model, not a curated record. Gene Ontology annotation, molecular function: L-amino acid transmembrane transporter activity. Gene Ontology annotation, biological process: amino acid transmembrane transport. NCBI's taxonomy places the organism in Eukaryota, Metazoa, Arthropoda, Insecta, Hymenoptera, Vespidae.